This is a messenger RNA of Gamsiella multidivaricata, 408 nucleotides long. RefSeq lists its product as uncharacterized. The coding region runs from base 1 to 408 and encodes 135 amino acids. NCBI's taxonomy places the organism in Eukaryota, Fungi, Mortierellomycota, Mortierellomycetes, Mortierellales, Mortierellaceae. The record is from RefSeq and is a predicted model, not a curated record. The transcript has 2 exons.
AUGACUUCCAACAACCACAGAAACUAUAACAAUAGCAGCAGCAGCAGCAGCAAUGGUAUUAGGGACACCAACAGCCUUAGUAAAAAACUCGUUGAGACUGAAUUAGACAUGAAUCAGGUCGAUACGAACCAAGAAGCCGCACCUCCCGCACAGUCCCCAAGACUCGCUAUGCCUCAGGGACACACCAAGCCGGAAACAAGAACCAGCGGCGCAAGCAUCAGCGGCGUAAGCACAAGUUCCAGACAGGAUCGGGGAGUUACUGCCAAUCCUGCUGUCAUGAACCUAUGCUUGUUCAGAGUCAAGAUGACCUUCUUAAGCGUGGCAGGACAGAACAAGGGGGAGGAGAUGCAGUUUGGGAAACAGGGUCAAGAAAGCGUAGAUAUAUUGAAGUUGCUAGAUAAGGAAUAA